Molecule: messenger RNA, 1986 nt
Organism: Euleptes europaea (tarantolino)
Lineage: Eukaryota; Metazoa; Chordata; Lepidosauria; Squamata; Sphaerodactylidae
Product: vomeronasal type-2 receptor 26-like
Exons: 6
Coding region: 1-1986 (661 amino acids)
Biological process (GO): G protein-coupled receptor signaling pathway
Cellular component (GO): membrane
Molecular function (GO): G protein-coupled receptor activity
Source: RefSeq, a predicted model, not a curated record
AUGUUGCUGCUGAUACAGAUGGUGCUUCUGCUCGUGGUGUAUGAAGUACAUAGCAUGAAGUGCACGGGGAACAUUUCCCCUCAGAUUCCACAACAGUGGUAUCAGCCAGGUGAAAUCCUAAUUGGUGGAAUUGUAUCUCAUAUUGCUUGUACUUCCCAAGAACUUCUAUUUGAGUGGCACCCUUCCCAGGAUGAUACAUGUUUUCCUGUCUUGAUAACAAAGUUCUACCAGCACAUCCUCACUUUGGUGUUUGCCAUCCAUGAGAUCAACAAGAACCCCAAUAUCUUGCCCAAUGUCACUCUUGGGUUCCACAUCCAUGACUCCUAUAUAUAUCUGAAAUGGACCUACAGGACCACCCUGGACCUACUCUUCACAUCACAAGAACUUGUCCCAAACUACAAGUGUGGCACCCAGAAAAAAAUGAUCGGUGUCAUUGGGGGAUAUAGUUCUGAAACCUCAACAGACAUGGCAACUCUCUUAAGUCGUUACAAGAUCCCACAGUUUUCUUUUGGCUCAUUUGAAUCAGCAGUGGAUAACCCAACCAGUCUCCCUCCCUUUUACCGCACGGCCUCCCAAGAAGCCCUUCAGUACGAGGGAAUUGUCCAGCUAUUUCUGCAUUUCGGCUGGAAAUGGGUUGGGCUCUUCACUAUGGAUAAUGAAGUAGGAGACCGUUUUUUGCAAGCAUUUGCGUUGAUGCUUUCCAGGAAAGGAAUCUGUGUGGCCUUCAUAGAAAAAGCCAUAAUACAGAGAAUUGCAUUCAACAACAGUGCCGGAGAUGAAGUGACCUUUAAUGAACAUGGAGAAUUGAAAGGUGGAUUUGAUAUUACCAAUAUGGUCACUUUUCCAAAUGAGUCCUAUGUCAGAGUCAAGAUCGGGAGGCUGGAUCCUCAGGUUCCACUUAGUAAAAGAGUUACCAUCGACGAGGACAGAAUUCAGUGGAACAGACACCUCACACAGCUGCCUCCCUUAUCUGUGUGUAAUGAAAACUGUAAGCCUGGUUUCAGCAAGAAAAAGAAGGAAGGGGAACCGUUCUGCUGCUACGAUUGUGAUCCGUGUCCAGAAGGGAAAAUAUCAGACGAAGAAGACACAGAUUCCUGCAUGACUUGCUCUGAUGGUCAUUAUCCAAACUUGGGACAAGUCCAAUGUAUUCCCAAGAUUCCAAAUUUCCUUUCCUUUGCAGAACCCUUGAGCAUAAUUUUAACCUUUUUGGCUCUCUCCUUUUCCCUGAUCACAGCCCUGGUGCUCGCAAUCUUUGUCAAAUACAAGGACACCCCCAUAGUUAAAGCCAACAACCGGAGCCUCACCUACUGUCUACUCAUCUCUCUCCUUCUCUGCUUCCUCUGCUCCUUGCUGUUCCUUGGAAGGCCUAAUGAGGUGACCUGCCUCCUCCGACAAACGACUUUUGGCAUCAUCUUCUCAGUCGCUGUUUCUACUGUCUUGGCGAAAACGGUUACAGUCGUGGUGGCAUUUAUGGCCUCUAAGCCAGGAAACGUUUUUCGAAAGUGGGUGGGGAAGCAAUUGGCAUGGUCUAUUGUUAUCUUUUGCUUCUUUGUUCAAGUUGGCAUUUGUGCUGUUUGGCUAGGAUCUUCUGCUCCAUUUCCAGAAGUGGACAUGCAUUCACUGCAUAGAGAAAUCAUAGUGCAAUGCAAUGAAGGGUCAGCCACCAUGUUUUACUGUGUCUUGGGCUACAUGGGAUUUCUGGCCACCGUCUGCUUCAUUGUAGCAUUCCUGGCCAGAAAGUUGCCUGACAGUUUCAAUGAAGCCAAGUUCAUCACCUUCAGCAUGUUGGUCUUCUGCAGUGUUUGGCUGUCCUUUCUCCCCACCUACCUGAGCACUCAAGGAAGAGACACUGUGGCCGUGGAGAUCUUCUCCAUCUUAGCUUCCAGUGCUGGCUUACUAGGCUGCAUCUUUUUUCCCAAAUGCUAUGUCAUCCUUCUGAGGCCUGAGUUGAACAAAAGAGAGCAGCUGAUCAGGAAAAAUCAUUAA